Molecule: messenger RNA, 6526 nt
Organism: Misgurnus anguillicaudatus (oriental weatherfish)
Lineage: Eukaryota; Metazoa; Chordata; Actinopteri; Cypriniformes; Cobitidae
Gene: slc8a4a
Product: solute carrier family 8 member 4a
Biological process (GO): sodium ion transmembrane transport; calcium ion import across plasma membrane; cell communication
Cellular component (GO): postsynapse; axon; sarcolemma
Molecular function (GO): calcium:sodium antiporter activity
Source: RefSeq, a predicted model, not a curated record
AUAAUUAGCAUUUACAAUAUCUGUGUACACCAAUGUUAUGAAUUAUCGUCCGGUCCUCUGCCUGCCAGGGAGAUUUGGACAACCCACGCGCUAAAUUGGAAAGUGUCCCCUCCCAUUCUUUAAGCAGUCCACGCGACACUAAAACAAUACAGCAGGUUUGCAAAAACCCGUUCGCUGAAAACCAGAGAACAGAAGGUGUUCAUUUACAUAUUACCUUUUUCAUCCUACUCCUCCCGUCUCCCCAUCCUCAUGGCUUGUGUGUGAAGCUGAUGUGAGCGAAUAGUUAGCGUUUGCUCAUUCACUCCCACUAGCUCAUCACGUCCGUGUGGCUCUAACCAUUUUUCCGAUAUGUUGCCUUUCUCCUCACAGAAAUAAUGUUUAAGGUCUCUGCUUUUACGUGGAAAGCAUUUUGUUUUUAUUUCUAAAAUGCAAUUGCUAUAGAAUUUGAUUGAUUAUAUUUGAUUUGCAAUAGAUUUUUUUUCCAUUUUUACUCCAGUGUUUGGGACGCAUGGGCAACAGCUGGUGUUGCCAAACAUCGCGAAAAUCAUUCACGUUUUUAUUUUUAUAAAUAAUUUGGAAUUUUCCAUCCAAGUUUAACCAUCGGAGCAAGAUUUUGUCUUUUUAUCUUGAAUGUAAGAAGACUAAUUUUCUUCCUGCUUGCUGUGAGUUUCUCGUCUCGACUGGAUUGUGCAUGUUUGUGUCAGCUCUGUUUGUAUUGUUUGCACCGCCAAAUCAAAAGCAUCGCUCUACAGCUCGUGCGCAUCACGGAGAGAUGAGCCGCGUGCACCGAGUUGAUUCACUGUGAAUACCGCCGCGCUACCAGCGAGUGUUUCAGUCCAGCAUCCAGACUCCGUCUUUGAACAAAGUUGCUCGUGAAAUAUCUAUACCAGAGCUACCCAGCACGAUGAACCUCUGUUAACCGCAACAUCUGUCUCUCAGAGCAGAAGUUUAUUGGUUGUGGACACUGAUACCGUUACACUGCCACCAUGCCUCACAUGCGCCUGCCAUCCGUCCCUUGCCUUUUCUCUCUUCUCAUCCUGAUCUUCUUCUUGGGCCUCACCAAUGUCUCUCAGGCCAGCCUCGAUGUGUCCCACACCAGUCCAGCAAACUGUUCAGGAGAGGACAGCUGCUCAGAAGGCGUAGUUUUGCCAGUGUGGAACCCCCAAAACCCCUCUGUCGGUGAUAAGGUCGCACGUGCCAUCGUCUACUUUGUGGCCCUCAUCUACAUGUUCCUGGGCAUGUCAAUCAUCGCUGACCGGUUCAUGUCCUCCAUCGAGGUCAUCACCUCUCAAGAGAAGGAGAUAACGAUCAAGAAACCCAACGGUGAAACCACCACAGCGACCGUCCGCAUCUGGAACGAGACCGUGUCCAAUUUGACCCUCAUGGCUUUGGGAUCAUCGGCUCCUGAGAUCUUGUUAUCUGUAAUUGAGGUCUGUGGCCACAAGUUUGAAGCGGGUCACCUCGGUCCAAGCACGAUUGUGGGGAGCGCAGCAUUUAACAUGUUUAUUAUCAUCGCCAUCUGUGUUUACGUGGUUCCUGAAGGCGAGGUGCGAAAGAUCAAGCACCUGAGGGUUUUCUUCGUGACCGCAGCUUGGAGCGUGUUUGCCUACAUCUGGCUGUACUUAAUUCUCUCCGUCUUCUCUCCUGGUGUGGUGGAAGUCUGGGAGGCUGUGCUCACGUUCCUCUUCUUCCCGCUGUGCGUGGUUCAGGCCUGGAUCGCUGACCGCCGCCUGCUCUUUUACAAAUACGUCCACAAGCGCUAUCGUGCUGACAAGAAUCGCGGUAUUAUAAUUGAAACGGAGGGUGACGGUAUGUUUACCAAAAUGGAUAUGGAGAUGGACGGGCAGGGCAUCAAUUCCCACAAGGAGGCUCUUGAUGGCAUGCUAGCUGGAGUAGAGGAAGGAGGAGGUGGUAGUGGAGGAGAGGAAGAGGAGGCCAGGAGGGAAAUGGCCCGUACGCUUAAGGAGCUCAAACAGAGACACCCGGACAAGGACAUGGAGCAGCUGAUUGAGAUGGCUAACUAUCAAGUUCUGGUGCAGCAGCAGAAAAGUCGAGCUUUCUACCGCAUCCAGGCCACGCGCAUGAUGAUCGGAGCCGGUAAUAUCUUGAAGAAGCAUGCCGCAGACCAGGCCAGGAAGGUGGUGAGCUGUCAUGAAUCUAAUGCCCAGGAAGAAGACCCUCACACCAUCUACCUUGAGUUUGAGCCCUCGCACUACCAAUGCUUCGAGAACUGCGGCUCCUUAAAACUCUCAGUCACCCGGCAUGGUGGAGACAGUGGCUGCACUGUUAAGGUUGACUAUCGCACAGAAGACGGAACAGCUAAUGCAGGAUCAGACUACGAGUUUGCCGAGGGCACUCUGGUCUUCAAACCUGGCGAGACCGUAAAGGAGCUGACAGUUGGCGUGAUUGAUGAUGACAUAUUUGAGGAAGACGAGCAUUUCUACGUAAACCUCAGCAAUCCUCGUGUCGUCCAUCGGGCUGAGGUCUCAGUCCUAGACACCAGUGCCGUGUCUCCAGGCAGCAUCGUCAUAGGGUCCAGCCACGUUCCUCCAAAAGCCGCUCUGGGUAACGCUCACAGCGCCACGGUGACCAUCUACGAUGACGACCACGCAGGAAUCUUCACGUUUGAGAACAAUUCGACACGAGUGAGCGAGAGCGUGGGCAUCAUGCAGGUGAAGGUUCACAGAACGUCCGGAGCACGAGGGAAGGUGGCAGUACCGUACCACACUACAGAGGGCACGGCCAAGGCUGGAGAAGACUACGAAGAGGUGGCUGGCAAACUGGAGUUCCUCAAUGAUGAGACCAUGAAGAUCCUGGAAGUGCAGAUCAUAGACGAUGAGGAAUACGAGAAGAAUAAAACCUUCACCAUCCACCUGGGAGAGCCGAUACUGCUGGAGAUUGGACAGAAACACGGAGACUCGAACGAUAACAAGCCAGCUGUGGGGGCUGAGGAAGAAGAAGUGGCCAAGAUGGGCUGCCCGAGUCUAGGAGAGCACACUAAGCUAGAGGUGGUCAUAGAGGAAUCCUAUGAAUUUAAGAAUACUGUCGACAAACUAAUAAAGAAGACUAACUUGGCGCUGGUGGUGGGCAGCAGUAGCUGGAGAGAGCAGUUCGUAAGUGCUGUUACUGUCAGUGCAGGUGAUGAUGAUGAGGAGGAGAGCGGAGAAGAGCGCUUGCCCUCAUGCUUUGAUUACAUCAUGCACUUCCUGACAGUGUUCUGGAAGGUUCUGUUCGCCUUUGUCCCGCCCACCGAAUACUGGAACGGCUGGGCCUGCUUUAUCGUGUCCAUCACACUCAUCGGCGUGCUGACUGCCGUCACUGGAGAUUUGGCAUCUCACUUUGGUUGUACAGUCGGCCUGAAGGACACCGUCACAGCCGUGGUGUUUGUGGCCUUGGGUACAUCUGUGCCCGACACCUUUGCCAGUAAGGUGGCAGCCAUCCAGGACCAAUACGCCGAUGCGUCCAUCGGAAACGUGACGGGUAGUAACGCAGUAAACGUCUUCCUUGGAAUCGGAGUGGCGUGGACCAUCGCCGCCGUGUACUGGCAGAGUCAGGGGAAAAAAUUCGAGGUCCCGCCCGGCUCGCUGGCUUUCUCCGUCACCCUCUUCACCAUCCUGGCAUUGCUGUGCGUCGUCAUACUUCUGUACCGCCGUCGGCCCUCCGUCUCCGGGGGCGAGCUGGGUGGCCCGCGAACCCCCAAGCUGCUCACUGUGUUCCUGUUCAUCUCGCUCUGGCUCAUCUACAUCCUGCUGGCCUCUCUCGAGGCGUAUUGCUACGUGCCUGGCUUCUAACAACAAGAAACUUCUCACCGUAUACAUCCACUAGUCAUUCAUCGUUGUGCAUAUGAGACGUCUAAAUUGAGUGUUUAGGUUGUAAAUGAUUGUUGUACAAAUUGAACUCUCAACCUUUCACCAACACUUGGGUGGAGGAUGAUGGAGUAUCUUACUUAGUAUCUUUACUGUCAGCACCUGGAUAUUGAGACACAGCGACACUUAUCCAGAAUAGUCUCCAGAGAGCCCCUUCAGCAUUAGACUCGUUUCUUUCAAGGACGGCGCUUUAGCUUCACUUCGAGAUUCUCUCAGAAAUCCCUACUCUGUCAUUUCUCUCGGGCACUUUCAAUAAACUCAUUCCCACUGCAGAUAUCUGGGCAUGCUUCACACCUCCACCUUCCCCGGAGACAAACAUUGCUCUUCUCUUGCCUGUUACUUUUGGCUCACUGUAGCCCUUCAUAUCUCACUAAUGAAGUUUUUUUAUAUACGUACAUUAUUUUGCCCCACCUCAAAACUAUACACAUCAUCUUUUCGAAGUUACACCAAGGUCCUGCCCUUCAUAGAUCAAAUAUUUAAAGCUAUCCCAACACAUUAUAAACCACACCUUAUUCACUUCUAAUCUUUUUUUAUGUCAAGUGCUUGUGUUGUAGAUCUCGUUUUUAAAAUGCUCUUCUGAAUUUUUAUUUUUAUUAUACUACUGAAACUCAAUUGAUAUUGUAGGGAGGACAAAAAUAGUUUUUUUCCUAAAUUUUCUCAGUAUUAAGUUAAUAAAAACACAAGAAAUGCAUAUUUUGCAUGGCACAACGUUAGUAAUAGAAGUUGAAUGGUGACCAAAAGAAAUAGUUUAUCGAUGACAGUGUCAUACGAACCAAGGUAUCAGUGUUUAUUCAUGUGAUAUUUAUUGAUAUUUAUUAUGAUCAACUAUGUAUUACGUGGAGAACUAUUGUAUGACUGUAUGUGUGUCAUAUGCCAGUCGUGCAUAUGAAUGUGUCUUAAUGUAUGAGAGCGUGCUGUACUCAAGCACAGUGAAUUUUCGGUCGCCACUGCCAUAGUCGGGAGUUUCAAUCUCCUGUUUUGUUCAGUCCUGUGAGCUUCUAGGACUUUCUUUGACGUUCACGUUUCUAUUGAAUCAUGUGGUUGUGUGGGAACUCAACAAGGAUGCCUUGAUAUCAAAGUCAUUAACUACUGUAGACGUGUCACUGAGUUUACACUGUUUUCUAGAUGUUUUCACUUGACUAAAAAAAAGGCAGUGAAAAAUUGUAAAUAUCUUGUUUUGUUCAUUACACCUUGUUUUUUUUACGUGUGAAAUGUUAGACCCCCAACAUCAGCACAUUAAUCCAGAGCUUCAUCUAUUUAUUGAGGUCAUUCAUUUUGCCCUUUAUGCGCAUGACUAAUGUAUAGUGUAUAGUUAAACUUCUGUUCAAUUUUUGUUUGCUCUCUCUAAAUUAUUUUUCUCUUUAUAUGCUCUUUCACUGUAAAAAACAAAUGUUGUCAAAUCAACAUAUACACUCGCCAAAAGGAUUAUUUGGAACACUUGUUCAAUUCCUUAUUAAUGCAAUUAUCUAAUCAACCAAUCACAUGGCAGUUGCUUCAAUGCAUUUAGGGGUGUGGUCCUGGUAAAGACAAUCUCCUGAACUCCAAACUGAAUGUCAGAAUGGGAAAGAAAGGUGAUUUAAGCAAUUUUGAGCGUGGCAUGGUUGUUGGUGCCAGACUGGCCAUUCUAAGUAUUUCACAAUCUGCUCAGUUACUGGGAUUUUCACGCACAACCAUUUCUAGGGUUUACAAAUAAAUGGUGUGAAAAGGGAAAAACAUCCAGUAUGCGGCAGUCAUGUGCGUGAAAAUGCCUUGUUGAUGCUAGAGGUCAGAGGAGAAUGAGCCGACUGAUUCAAGCUGAUAGAAGAGCAACUUUGACUGAAAUAACCACUCGUUUCAACCGAGGUAUGCAGCAAAGCAUUUGUGAAGCCACAACACGCACAACCUUGAGGCGGAAGGGCUACAACAGCAGAAGACCCCACCGGGUACCACUCAUCUCCACUACCAAUAGGAAAAAGAGCCUACAGUUUGCAUGAGCUAACCAAAAUUGGCCAGUUGACGACUGGAAACAUUGAGACAUUCAGAUGGUAGAUUCAGAAUUUGGCGUAAACAGAAUCCAUCAUAAACAAGGACAGGACACGGAUCCAUCAUGCCUUAUUACCACUGUGCAGGCUGCUGGUGGUGUUGUAACAUGUGGGGGAUGUUUUCUUGGCACACUUAAGGCCCAUUAGUGCCAAUUGGGCAUCAUUUAAAUGCCAUGGCCUACCUGAGCAUUGUUUCUGACCAUGUCAAUCCCUUUAUGACCACCAUGUAUCAAUCCUCUGAUGGCUACUUUCAGCAGGAUAAUGCACCAUGUCACAAAGCUCGAAUCAUUUCAAAUUGGUUUCUUGAACAUGACAAUGAGUCAUCACUGUAGUAAAAUGGCCCCCACAGUCACCCAAUAGAGCAUCUUUUGGAUGUGGUGAUGUGGUGGAACGGGGGCUUCGUGCCCUGGAUGUGCAUCCCACAAAUCUCCAUCAACUACAAGAUGCUAUCCUAUCAAUAGAUCCCUUCACGGUUCACGUCACAGGCUGUUCCCACUGCGCAUGUCGGGGUCAGAAAAGUCAUUACAGCUGAUUGAGUUGCGUAUUAUUCGGUAUCGUCAAAAAUGCCUACUUACGUCGUGGGCUGUGAAAAUCGCACAAGGUCUUCCGUUAAGUUUUCGCGAUUCAUGCAGAAUCUCA